Recurvomyces mirabilis is the source of this 1818-nucleotide messenger RNA. RefSeq names its product white collar 2 type of transcription factor (gene wc2). NCBI's taxonomy places the organism in Eukaryota, Fungi, Ascomycota, Dothideomycetes, Mycosphaerellales, Teratosphaeriaceae. The record is from RefSeq and is a predicted model, not a curated record. Gene Ontology annotation, biological process: regulation of DNA-templated transcription. The transcript has a single exon. Gene Ontology annotation, molecular function: zinc ion binding; protein binding; sequence-specific DNA binding. Bases 1 to 1818 code for a protein of 605 amino acids.
AUGUCCGGCGCUGCUCGUGGACUUGUGAAUUAUUAUAGUACGGGUGCUACUGCGAGUGGGAGUGGGAGCGGGAGUGGGAGUUGUUUCGCGGAUGUUGCUGACCAGACUCAGGCACGCGAUCGUGAUGUGCCUGAUCCGGCGGUUAGGCUAGGACUCGUGGAUCCAGCCUUGAGCGGUGCUGGUUCUGCUACGCAUUUUGGUGGCUUUAUGGGAGACAUGGGUGGGGUGGGGAUGAGUGGGGAGGGGGAGGGGUUGGACGUGGACUUGGAUCUCACCAUGGACAUGGAUAUGGAUCUCUCGCAUGCGGGCGGGGACGGUGGAAAUGUGGCUGAGGUUGGAUUCGGUGGCGGGGUCAUGGGACAACAUCAGCAGCAGCAGAUGGGAGCUUCGAGGACGGAGCAGAUGAUGGGUGGACGGGCUGUUGAAAUCGCAGAUGGCGAUGGUACACCAACGACUGCACAAUCGCUCGAGGCCGGCAUCAUGGCAGGAGCAGGUGCCGGUCCCCUACCCACAGGCUUCGGUAUGGCAGCACAGCAAAACGGCAGCACACUCACCGAAUUCACCAAGCGGAGGAAUUGGUCGCAGCGCGUGAUAGAGGAGUUGAAAGAUUUCCUCCAUAUUCUCACACCUGACGGCCGCAUCCUGUACGUCUCACCCUCAUGCAAAGCAAUCACGGGCCACGAAUCACAUUCCCUCUUAGGAAAAUUCAUCGGUGAAUACGUCCACCCUGACGACAGCGGGAUCUUUAUGCGGGAGUUCAACGAGAGCAUAGCGAGUGGCAACAGCUUGCGCUUCUUCUACCGAUUCAAGAAAGACGAUGGGACAUACAUAAUCUUCGAAUGUGAUGGGCACCCGCAUAUCUCGCAAGAACCACAUGUAGCACCGCAGGGUUAUAACGCGAGUAUGUCGAACGGAGGGUCAUAUAUGUCUGGGCAGUGUAGAGGAUUCUUCAUGAUGGCUCGACCGUAUCCGACCAAGAAUGCUGCACUCCUGGACUCGUUCCUGGAGCACAAGAUCGAGAAUGAGCGAUUAAUGAAACGCAUCGAGGAGCUGAAGCGCGAAGAGCAGGUGGAGAACGUAGAGCAAGAUCGUCUCUACCGCGAACAGACCGCUUGGGUGACGGGCAUGACCCCCUCGGAAUCCCACCAAAGUCUGUCUAGAUUCGGUGGCGGAGGAGGAGGUGGGGAGAACGCAUCGGAGACGCCGACCGAGACGCCCAACUAUCAGGGCAUGCCGCCGCCUGCUAAGCCGUCGCUGUCGAACACGGCGCUUACACGCCAGAAUCUGGAUAGUGCCCUGAUGGCGCAGAAACCUGAUAGUAUCGCGGAUAAGAUGUCCCGCUACGAAGCCAAUUCCACGCACCUUGAGAGCAUCGAACUUAUGACUGGGCUGCGGUAUAGAGAUGGCGAGCGAAGCCAUGGGAUCAGUACGGGCGACACUAGUCCAGCGUUGAUUAGAGGCGAUGCCGGGAUUGCGAUCUUGCUGGAUCGGGAUCGGGAGGGAAAUAAGAAGGAGAAGAAGAAGUUGAAGGUCGCGGAUGAGUAUGUUUGUGCUGAUUGUGGGACAUUGGAUAGUCCGGAGUGGAGGAAGGGGCCGAAGGGUCCCAAGACGCUCUGUAAUGCUUGUGGGUUGCGGUGGGCGAAGAAGGAGAAGAAGAGGGGUGGGGAUGAUGGCAAGGAUGGGAGUCCCGUCGGUGCUGGGGUGGGAGGGUCGGCUGGGCAGAUGUCGCAGAUUUCUGGGACGGCGAUGCCGGCUAUGCUGGGGCAGCAAGUGCCGAGUUUGCAGAUGCAGAGUAGUAAUGGGAGUAGUCAGGGCUGA